Messenger RNA from Olea europaea var. sylvestris, 3961 nucleotides. Its product is annotated as squamosa promoter-binding-like protein 1. The transcript is spliced from 11 exons. NCBI's taxonomy places the organism in Eukaryota, Viridiplantae, Streptophyta, Magnoliopsida, Lamiales, Oleaceae. The coding region runs from base 783 to 3782 and encodes 999 amino acids. Gene Ontology annotation, molecular function: DNA binding. Gene Ontology annotation, cellular component: nucleus. The record is from RefSeq and is a predicted model, not a curated record.
UGAAUUUCGGGAGCGCACAAACUAAAAUCCUAAAAUUUCAAAGAUGAAAGCAAAGAGUACAGGGAGAAGAACAUUGCCUUGGAAUAGGAAUUCAGCAGUAAAAGGAAGAGCUUUCCGAAUUUGUUACUGUGAGAUAUGGCAAAAGACAGGGACUGCAGCGUGGGCCUUAGAUUCCAUGAGGAUGGCCUCAUAAUUUAAGAUAAUAACUGUACUAGUAUUUUUACAUUUAUUUUAUAUUGUUGUACUAACAAAUGUUGAACACUUUUUAGCCCAUAUUUUAUUAUUAUUUUCUGUUAAUUUUCUUAUUUGUUGAGGAAAAUCUUCUACCAUUUUCUCUGUUGUCAUGCUCUAAACGUUUCGAUCCUAGCUGCUUGCUUACACGUCUUCGGAUCCAAGGAUAAAAUCUCAGAACAAGCUAUACUUUCUUCUUAUUUUCCUUCUUGUAAUUUUUCAGAUCACACUAAUUGCUAUAAGAAAGAUUUACAUAUAUACUGUGAUUUUGAUUUUACUGCUUUUAUGGGUGAAAUAUUGGGGAAGGUGUAGUUGAGGCGAAUUGAACUCGUUUGUUUCUCUUGUUUUUGUGUGUCGGUGUGCGUUGUUUCCAAUACUUAAGCUGAAUUACAGGCAAAUUAGUGUUGAAACCUCAGUUUUCUUUUAUGGAUUUGUACAAAAACUUGAUUUUUUCCUAGGUUGGUUUGAUGAAAUUAAGUUGGCGGAAUUUCAAAUUUUUUUUUUUUUUCCCUUUUUGUCUUUGGUGUGCUGAGUGUAUGGUAUGUUGAAUUAUGGAAACUAAGCGUGGGGGAAAGACAAAUCUUGUCUAUGGUCCAGCAGUAUCGGAUUUAAAGGCUGUGGGGAAGAAGAAAAUGGAGUGGGAUUUGAAUGACUGGAAAUGGGAUGGCGAUUUGUGUACAGCCACUCCAUUAAAUUCUGUAGCAGAUUGUAGAAGUGAACAUUUGUUUCCUGUUGAAGCUAAUAAUGAUGCACUGGAUGGGGAUGAAAUGCCAUUGGGAAAUGAGAGAGGAACGGAAUUGGAGAAAAGGAGGAGGGUUAUUGAUGUUGAAAAUGAAGAGGUGAAUGAUGGAAGUGGAUCACCUCAUCUGAAUCUUGGGGGGCAAGUAUAUCCCAUCACACGAGGGGACGUUGAUGUAGAUAAAUGGGAAGGGAAGAGUAAGAAGAAGAGUAAAAUUGCUGGUGCAUUGACUAAUGGCGCAGUUUGUCAAGUAGAGGAUUGUAGAGCAGAUUUGAGCAAUGCCAAAAAUUAUCACCGACGGCAUAAAGUGUGUGAUGUGCAUUCUAAGACCACCAAAGCUUUGGUGGGAAAUGUUAUGCAGCGAUUCUGUCAGCAGUGCAGCAGGUUUCAUGUGCUUCAAGAGUUUGACGAAGGCAAGCGGAGUUGUCGUAGACGACUAGCAGGUCACAACAAAAGGAGGAGGAAGACACAUCCAGAGAAUGUAGCUAAUGGAGCCUCUGUAAAUGAUGAGCGGGGUAGUAAUUAUUUAUUAGUUAGUCUCCUGAGGAUUCUCUCCAAUAUACAAUUGAACUCAGAUCAAACGAAGGAUCAGGAUCUGCUCCCUCAUCUUUUGAGAAACCUUGCAAGUCUUGCCGGGCCAAUUAAUGAGAGAGACGCAUCUGGAUUGCCCCCUAGAUUUGAGGAUACGAAAAAUACAGGGAUAUCUAUUAAGACUUCAGAAAAGGACCCUCCUUUGCCGGUUGAGCAACGUAUGAAAAUUUCUGCAUCUGGUGUGAGAGAAAAUAGAAUGCUUACUAAUAAUGCUCAAGACGGUGAUGUACAAAAAGAAUCUGCAUUUCUGUUUCCGUGGAAAGAAAGAAAUUCAUCCAUAGCAAAUGCUUCAGAUGCGAUGGUGGGAAGGGCGAAACCAAUUACCUUUGACUUAAAUAAUGUCUAUGAUGAUUCUCAAGACCAUGUAGAGAAUCUACUGGACCCUGUAGCUCCUCAAAAUAUUGGGAAUGUAUCUUCUGAUGGUCCUUUAUGUUUACAUACAGACCCUCACACAUCUACCGCACCUCAAAAUAGUGGAAACUCAUGUUCUAUAUCCACACAGUCACCAUCCAAUUCCAGUGGGGAGGCACAGAGUCGCACAGAUCGAAUUGUUUUUAAACUCUUCGGGAAAAAUCCAAGUGAAAUUCCUCCUGCCCUACGAAAACAGAUUCUUGACUGGUUGUCGCACAGUCCUGGUGACAUAGAAAGCUACAUCAGACCUGGUUGCAUCAUAUUGACAAUAUAUCUGCGAAUAGAUAAAUCCACUUGGGAGGAGCUACACUGUGAUCUAAGUUCCAGUUUGAGGAGACUUAUUGAUUCGUCAACUGAUUCAUUUUGGAGAACAGGGUGGAUUUAUGCUCGAGUGAGGCAGCAUGUUGCUUUUAUAUAUAAUGGUCAGGUUGUUCUAGACACACUCUUACCACUUAAAAACCAUAGAAGUUGCAGGAUAUCUAGUAUCAAGCCAAUUGCGGUUCCUGUCUCAGAGAAGGUUCAAUUUUUAGUUAGAGGCUUCAACUUGUCUCUCUUCACUGCGAGGUUACUGUGUGCAUUAGAAGGGAAAUAUCUAGUCCAGGAAAGUUGUGCUAAAGUCACAGGAGAAGCAGAUCCACUAAUUGAGCAUGAUGAGAUGCAGUCUCUUAGCUUCCCUUGCACAGUACCCAGUUUUAUGGGAAGGGGAUUCAUUGAGGUUGAGGAUCAUGGUCUUAGUAGCAGCUUCUUUCCAUUCAUUGUUGCUGAGAAGGACGUCUGUUCUGAAAUUUGUACACUGGAGAGAAUCAUUGAGGCAUCUGAAGUUUCUGGUGGCAUCGGGGGAGAUACUGAUAAACUAGAGGCUAGAAACCAAGCUUUGGAAUUUAUACAUGAAAUGGGUUGGCUUCUCCAUAAAAUCCACUUAAAGUUUAGGUUGGGUGAAACUAACGCCAACGUGGAUCCAUUUUCUUUCAGACGGUUCAGGUGGCUUGUUGAGUUCUCUGUUGAUCAUAAUUGGUGUGCUGUAGUUAGGAAACUUUUGGAUAUUCUGUAUGGUGGUAAUGUGGAUGCGGGGCAGCAUACAUCCGUUGCACUUGCAUUGAUGGAUAUUGGCCUUCUUCAUCGAGCUGUACGGACAAAUUGCCGGUCGAUGGUAGAACUCCUAUUAAGAUACCAUCAAGAUGAAUUUCUGAACAAAUCAGGAUGCGAACAUAAGCAACAUGAUGAGGACUCCUAUAUAUUUAAGCCUGACGCAGUGGGUCCUGGAGGAUUGACUCCGCUUCAUAUAGCAGCUAGUCUAGAUGGCUGUGAGAAUGUCUUAGAUGCAUUAACUGAAGAUCCUGGAUUGGUGGGGAUUGAAGUAUGGAAGGGCGCUCGAGACAGUACAGGAUUAACGCCCUACGAUUAUGCAUGUUUCCGUGGUCAUUUCUCAUAUAUUAAUCUCGUUCAGAGGAAAAUCAACAAGAUAGCAGAAAAUCGACACAUUGUUGACAUUCCAGGCACUCUUUUAGAUGGUAUCAUCAAGCACAAAGUGCCAAAUGAUGCAGAAAAAUCAGCAAAAUCAUCUGCUACCUUUGAAAGUGAGAAGGGGGUAGGAAGAGCAAAUGAGAGACAUUGUCAGCAGUGUGAGCAGAAACUGCGUUGUGGUAGGUCGUCCAGAUUAUCACUGGCAAUUUACCGACCGGCUAUGCUUUUUAUGGUUGCGAUUGCUGCAGUUUGUGUAUGUGUCGCUUUGCUAUUCAAAAGCUCACCCGAAGUUAUUUAUGUGUUCCAACCCUUCAGGUGGGAACAAUUGAAGUAUGGAUCAAGCUAAACUAGUUAUUUAUACAGGGUUGGUUCUUGAUUUCUGUAAGUUCUGUAGAAAUCAGCAAGUACUAAUAAGUAACAUUGAUUGAAUAUAGAGUGACCAAGUUAGGUAAUAUUUUAUUUGUCUAUGCUUGUUAAAAUUCUUGCUCAAAAUGAGAGUUGCUAUUAUUAUUUUUGCCACCCUAC